ACCUCUGCCACCACCACCACCACGCAUACCACCUCCCCGACCUCCCCGACCGCCUCUGUCGCCACCACCCCUGCCGCGUCCACCGCGUCCACCAAAACCACCUCGUCCUCCAGAUUCACCAAAAGCCAUCGAAGUUUUUCUGUGGAGAUAACGCCUGUGACUGAUGGUUUGUUCAUGUUCUCCACUCGCCGAUGUUUGCACGAGAAUCCACUUGGGCUUCAAAGACUCGCAUUGCCACGAAAAGCGACUGGGAUUCCACAGAAACGUUGUAUCCCAAAUGUUAAACGUGUCGUAGCUGUCGCAAGUGGCAAAGGCGGCGUUGGAAAGAGCACUGUUGCUGUCAAUCUUGCGUUUGCUCUAUCGACUCGCAAACUACGUGUUGGUAUCCUUGACUUAGAUAUAUUCGGUCCUUCCAUUCCAACUCUAAUGGGACUACAACAUAGCGAAGAGCCUCUAAUCACGUCAAACGGAGCGCUGAUUCCCUUGAUGAACCACGGAAUAGCAAGCAUGUCGAUGGGGUUUCUUCUGCCACGAGACCUCAAGUCUAGUUCUACACACGAUAGUCCUGUCGUCUGGAGAGGGCUGAUGGUACAAAAGGCUGUCCAGCAGCUUCUAUUUGACGUGGACUGGUCGAAUGAAUCACGACUACCUCCUCUCGAUGUCCUUGUCGUGGAUCUUCCGCCUGGAACUGGUGAUGUACCACUCACUCUCGGUCAACACGCUCAAGUCGAUGGCGCAGUAGUCGUGUCAACCCCGCAAGAUGUGGCACUUGCUGAUGUUCGCAAAGGUAUCGCCAUGUUACGCAAAAUAGACAUCCCUAUCAUUGGCCUUGUCCUCAAUCUUGCCACGUUCCUUUGCACCUCUUGCCAAACGGCGCACCAACUUUUUGGAUCCCCUGCAGCGUUUCACAACGUUGCUGAGCGCUUCGACAUCAAUGUCCUGGCGAAACUACCUCUCGUUCCUGGUGUCAGCAUUGGCGGGGAUAACGGUUCACCGUUUGCACUCUCUCGUGAACAACAGAGACAUAGAGGUCCUGAUCAGUGGCUAUUAGAGAUGGACAAAGCAGCAGAAAGUGUCUGGCAAGCAAUAGUAUAG
This is a messenger RNA of Mycena indigotica, 1095 nucleotides long. RefSeq names its product Iron-sulfur protein IND1. Gene Ontology annotation, molecular function: ATP-dependent FeS chaperone activity; ATP binding; 4 iron, 4 sulfur cluster binding. The transcript is spliced from 5 exons. The coding region runs from base 175 to 1095 and encodes 306 amino acids. NCBI's taxonomy places the organism in Eukaryota, Fungi, Basidiomycota, Agaricomycetes, Agaricales, Mycenaceae. The record is from RefSeq and is a predicted model, not a curated record. Gene Ontology annotation, cellular component: mitochondrion. Gene Ontology annotation, biological process: iron-sulfur cluster assembly; mitochondrial respiratory chain complex I assembly.